This is a messenger RNA of Pundamilia nyererei, 3536 nucleotides long. It is a transcript of the gene mrasa, whose product is annotated as muscle RAS oncogene homolog a. The record is from RefSeq and is a predicted model, not a curated record. The transcript has 6 exons. Gene Ontology annotation, cellular component: membrane. NCBI's taxonomy places the organism in Eukaryota, Metazoa, Chordata, Actinopteri, Cichliformes, Cichlidae. Gene Ontology annotation, biological process: signal transduction. Gene Ontology annotation, molecular function: GTP binding; GTPase activity. Bases 263 to 889 code for a protein of 208 amino acids.
UCUAUUUUUAGCAUCAGCUGUUGCAAUACAAAGAUUAGCUACUCGGCGUAUUGUUUCGUAGAUGUGGGCAGUUCACUCUCGUCUGAGGCGAAAGGGCGGCGGUGGUUUGAAGUCGAGCUGGAGGAUGAGGAGAAACAUGUCGGUGUGAGGACACGUCGCCGUUGCGCCAGAGGGAAGCUCGUUGUAGCCAGCCAGGUGCGUCUUGUCAGCCACCUGCUAUCCUACCUACUUCCCACCUUUACCGCCACUGUAGAGGGUAGCCAUGGCAACCAGCGCCGUGCCAAGUGACAACCUGCCAACGUACAAGCUGGUGGUGGUGGGGGAUGGGGGUGUCGGGAAGAGCGCCCUCACCAUCCAGUUUUUCCAGAAGAUCUUCGUGCCAGACUACGAUCCCACGAUUGAGGACUCGUAUCUUAAACACACAGAAAUAGACGGACAGUGGGCCAUACUGGACGUACUGGACACGGCCGGUCAGGAGGAGUUCAGUGCAAUGAGGGAGCAGUACAUGAGGACGGGAGACGGCUUCCUGAUCGUCUUCUCGGUGACGGACAAGGCCAGCUUUGAACACGUUGACCGAUUCCAUCAACUCAUACUACGGGUCAAAGACAGGGAGGCCUUCCCCAUGGUGCUGGUCGCAAACAAAGUGGACUUGGUCCACCUAAGAAAAGUCACAACUGACCAGGGGCAGGAGAUGGCUGCAAAGCAUAAUAUAACUUAUAUUGAAACCAGUGCCAAGGACCCCCCAAUGAACGUGGACAAAGCCUUUCAUGAACUGGUUCGUGUUAUAAGACAACAGGUCCCAGAGAGAAACCAGAAGAAGAAAAAGAAGAUGAAGUGGAGGGCGGAGCGUUCCACGGCCUCCCACAGGUUCCACUGCGCCAUAUUGUGACCAAGCUCAUCAUCUCCAUCAUCUAUCACGCGCACACACACACACACGCACACACACCAACAAACCUUUGGAUGUCAGGGAACUCCCCAGCAGUGGUCAAACUACGGGAGCACAAAAGGGACUGGGGGUUGGUUGAGGAAUGACUCGAUGGAUCCAGGAAGGAUGAAAUUGAUCUGAAAUGUUGGACUCUGCCCCUCACGAUGCCUCGGACUGAGCGCUACGCCUGCCCCCCUCACUAUAUGGUCCUUUUCAAAGGUUUUUCUUCUUUCUUUGAGAACCUCUCCCCAUCUGUACUCGUCCCUGAAAUACAUAGUUAUCUAAUUUAUGAACUUACUAUGAAACGUGGCACAAGAUGACAAACUGUCCGGGAAAGACAGAGGUCAGAAUCACCUUGGACUUGGAACCUUUUGUCCUCUUGAGCAAGGGAAGGAAAAGCAGCGGUGUUUGUGGUUUUGACUCCCAGCAGUCUGUCCCCACGCACCUUCAAUUCCGGUGGGAAAAGCUCCGACGUGAUGCCCGACGAGGCCGGCUUUGGAUCUCUGUUCUUUCUGCAGAGCGGACGAAGCCGAGAGUGGUGACAAUAGAUGUUGUGCAGUGUCGUCGAUACGUGGACGGUGAGCCCAGUGAGUAUAGUGAGCGUGAACAUUGUGGUGAUGUGGUUUGGAAAUGUCAGUUUGGAGGGCGGCGAGAGGGCAAGUGAAAGAAACGUGUCAUAUGUGUCAGUGAAUGCUACGAGCAGAUCAGCAAGUGUUUGAUUAUUGUUAAAGAGAAUACUGAGACCGGUUGGUGUGGCGAUCUGUUAAAGGCCUUGUUUACACUCUUACGCGGGACUAGUUUCUCACGUGCAAACAGACGGCACCAGGAGCCACUUUGUCUCUAAGUGUUUGACGGUUGGUUCGGUUGCCUCUUCAGUCAUCGUCGUCGGUAACGAGUGCAAUCUGUUAAGUACUGUACGAUCAGCUGUCCUGAUACUUUUCUUUUCCUCCCAUGUUUUUAUAGCUGAAAUAUUACAGAAAAAUAUGAUUAUAUUUGAUAUUAAAAACACAAACUGUGGCAAUGUAAACAGAUUCAGUGCUGUUUUACAGAAGCUCUCCAGGAAAGUCUUAAUGAAAUAGAAUAAGGGAUAACGAGAGCUUCGUGAUUUGCGCUGGCCACUAACCAAAACCAUGUGAUGUCACUUUAUUUCAGUCUCGAGGCUGUUCAGACUGCACCACUGAAUUCAGGACUACGUCAUAAGAUAAAUCUGUGUGGGGGGUAAAAACGGUAACCUGGGAAUGUGUCGGCGGCGCGGCGCUCCCAGGGCUGAAAGCCAUGUUAGCUUAGCCACAGACCACGGUUAGGUGUAGGGAAACUGCACACUAGAAGCAACAACACGCUCAGUGACUCGGUGCUCGUGGUCGUGCGGUGGAUAGGAAUGUACAGUUUAAUAAUAUACGAAAUGGCUCGUACUGUUAACGCACUAAAGUUUCAGCUGACACUUUGCUCUCUGGAUGAAUACGGACUCUUGAAGGAAGGAGUGCAUCUUUUUUUUUUUCUUUUUGCACUUUUAAUACGAUUUCUCACUUUCCUAUCGGCAUGUUGUUUUCUUUCUGAAUCAGUAAUAGAAGCGAGGAGCACGGUAACAACGUCUGAAUGUAAAAAUAGGGAAAACGAAGCGAGCUGAUAGGUGUCGUAACGCUGUGUGCCUGUUGCCUCCGUGGUGAUUGUAACAGAGUAAAACUAGGAUGGGACUAAAAAUAUUCAAAAGGUAUUAAAAAAAACGUUGUUCGGUAUUCAGUUUUGAAUUUAAGAAGGCUGCCUGUGAAAAAUCAUUUAUUAAAUGACAAAUUCACCUGAGCGUGGAAGUGGGAAUCGCCCUCUGCUAAAGGAGGAAUACAACAUUGACAGUACUGAUCGACAUUUACUGAUCAGGAGUUUCCAGAAAAAGACUCCAGCUAUUACAGAAGCAACAGACUCCAGGAAAAAAGAAGAAAAACCGAAUGUGUUGAAAAUGUUGCAUCAUGUGUGUUUGAUACCAUUUUGUAUUAUUGAUAUGAAUCUUGUGUGUUUUAUAAGGAAUUAAAUAAUUUAUUACUGUCUGUUACCUCAGUGUGUCCCAGACCUGGACAAAAAAAAGCUCCCCACUGUGUUUGUUUUUUUUAUCUUGGAGAUUCUUCACAUUUGAGUCUCAUAUUUUGGACCAAGAUGAAAAACCUGUUUGGUCCUGAGCUGAAAAGGCAUAAGGAGCUCUGCUUUACUGGGUCCAAGAAAUUUUCAAAUUUCCUGGUGAGGCUCGUGCUAAACUAAGCGAACUACCUGCUGGUAUCUGUUUUUUGUCCAGAAACAUUUGAUUGCUGCCUUUCUCGGGUUGAUCAAAAUCCCUGAGGAAUCCUGAAAGGGCGAUUGUGAGUAAAUGAAGAGCUUCUGUUUAAAUUAUGUAACCGAUUUCAGUUUUAUACAUCCCGAAACUUUGUAAGUGAAUGAAGGUGGAAACUUUUACAUUUGGUUUGCAAAAAAGGAGUUUUCACAAGUUGUGUAACGUGUUUUUUGGCAGGUCUGUUGUGUUCUAACUGGCUGUGUCAGACUGAGGCGCUAGACGAGGCACAAUCUGUGGCCUUCUUCUCUAGCCUCAGGGGUCGAUUAUAUUUCAAUAAAAUAAAUAACAGGA